This is a messenger RNA of Conger conger (European conger), 9288 nucleotides long. RefSeq names its product senataxin (gene setx). Gene Ontology annotation, biological process: termination of RNA polymerase II transcription. Lineage: Eukaryota; Metazoa; Chordata; Actinopteri; Anguilliformes; Congridae. The record is from RefSeq and is a predicted model, not a curated record. The transcript is spliced from 25 exons. Gene Ontology annotation, molecular function: transcription termination site sequence-specific DNA binding; helicase activity. Bases 131 to 7333 code for a protein of 2400 amino acids. Gene Ontology annotation, cellular component: nuclear body.
GUCACUUGCUUCUGAGUUUCAUGUGAUUUUGGAAAGAAAACAACAACUUCAGCAUUGUUGGGUGCACACUGAAGAGCGAAUAUUCGAUAAUGUUAACCAGCAGAAGCCUAAAAAUAAAUGUUAUUUGAAAAUGAUGAGCACGUGCCGAUGGUGUACGUCUGCUUCUCCGGAUGCAUCGGACUUGCUUCAGAAGUAUUGCUUUGGGUCACUGUCAGCUGAGGAUGAGCAAGCAGCCAAUGAUGACCUAUGUUACUGCCUGGAGUGUGUGGUGGAGUACCACAGAGCUAGGGACAAGCUGCCAUCCUUGCAUAAGCGGUUGUGGGAGUUGGAGACAUCAAGACUUUUGGCUUGCUUUACUCGGGCAUCGGAGACGGAGCUUGAGGACAAUGACCUCCUCAUAGUUCAAGACGACCAGGAGAUCCAGGUCCCCGCGUUCACAGCAGCAGAAUACGAAAACAUCUUACGGGUCCCACUUACUGAGAUACUGAAGUAUCCCUACUUAGUAGGGCACUCCACAUUAUGUGAAAUGUGUGUGGAAGCUAUCUGCAAGAUGGAAAAUUCAAACUCCUUUCAGGUUUUUGACAAAUAUCAGGGCAUAUACCUCCUCCUUGUCCACCCUAAUGAAACGGUGAGACGCUGGGCUAUCCACACAGCAAGAUCACUGGGAAAGGUGGACCGUGAUGAUUUCUAUGACCUCCAGGAUAUUUUCUCCAGCAUGUUUUCCGUAAUUGAACUCGAUAUCUUCCAGGACUCUGAUAUAGACACUUGUUAUGAUCCUAAGACGGGCAAGAUGGUCCUUCUUCCACGUCACCUCUAUGAUUCGACAAACUACAAAAACUAUUGGCUAGGAAUAUGCAUGCUCCUGACUGUACUUGAUGCUCAGGCAAUGGAUUCUCUAAUGCUUGGGCCAGAUAAGCAAACUGACUUUAUGCAGUGCAUACUUAACACAAUGGAGAAAGCAGUGGAAGAUGAAAGCAUGGACCCUUUUUGGCCGUCUCUGCAGUGUUUCAUGGUGAUCUUGGAUCGUUUGGGCUCCAAGGUUUGGGGUCACCAGAUUGAGCCAACCUCUGCUUUUCAGGCAAUAACAGGGAGCGCCAGCUACGCCACAGAGAUAGAGAACGUCCGUCGUACCACUAUGUCAAAGGUCAAAGUUGAAAGGCCAUGUGAUGAUGACGACAUGGUGACAUGCAGUCAAAUUAUAUAUGAGUCCAACAUCAAAGAAAAAAGAAAGGACUCCAGGGUUAGGAGCUCAGCCAGUGCAGAGGGCAGCAGUGUGAUAUAUGAGGAAAUGCAUUCCCUGAUCAGAGUGCUGCAGUCAGACAUGGGUCAGGACAUGCGAGUCCACAACAGCACCUUCCUCUGGUUCAUCCCUUUUGUGGAGUCUGUGAUGGACCUCGAUAACCUCAGCAUUGUCUACACCGUGCAAAUCAUCCACUACCUGUGCGGAGAGAUCAAAGACCUGAUCAAUGGACGGUUACCCACUUGCGAUAAAGUCACAGAGUUUUUCACUCUGAUACUUGUUUUCAUCGUUGAGUUGCACAUCAGUAAGAGCCGCAUGCAUGUGCUUUAUUACAGUGCGCCCAACUGGGUAGAGGUGAUCGUGAAGUGUGCCACGUUGCCCUGUACAGCCUUCCCCAAGGGUUUGGACAGUAGCUCAAACCGUGUGUCCUCUACGUCUUCUGUGACACCAUUGUGCCGAAAGCCACAAGUGAGCACUUUAGUUCCCCAGGCUUGUAUGCUGGUGAUACGGUCCAUUCUCAAAGAAGGUGGAAAACUUGCAUUACAUAGCAAAUCUGUGAAGUUUCUAGACAUGCUUAAUAAGAUAAAUCGAGAUGUAUCUUCAAAGGAAUGGAGUCUUGCGGUUACAGAAGUUAAAGAACUACAGGAUUGCUUAAAGCAGAUUGUGAGGGUGAUGAAAGACAAGAGGCCUGCCCAAGCCACUGACAGAAGUGUGGAUGCUCUGACACCAUCCCCAACAAGUAACAAUGCUGACCCUUGCUACGCGGAAAAUUGCAGUCGCCCUUUGAAAUCUGAACGGAGGCUGGAUUCUGGACAGUGUACUUCAAAGGUCAUUGAAAGCAGAGAUUGUGUCAAUAUGAAUAUGGGGGAGAGUGAUGUUUUGUCUAUAAAGAAAGAACCAAAUGUUACAGAAGUUUCAGAAUUGAAACCACACCUCUGGGUGAACAAAAUAGUACCAGACCCAGGAAAGCUGCAAGAACUAAAAGCCAAACUGAGUCCAUCUCUUUCCUCCAAGCUCCAAGACAUUGCAAAAAAGCAGCCAGACUCUAAAAAUAUCAAAGUGGAGGUGGUAUCUGUUGGUGAACAAUGCACAGUUGAAACGUUCACUAAAGGGCCUCUGGACUCUACUUCGGGAUAUCAAGAAGGACCAGAAGACUUGAGGCCCUCCACAUCAAUUUCGGACAGAAGUGGAACAGGGCGGCAGAGUGCUCAAUGCGUGUCAGAAGGCGGUGAAGAUGGAGAUGAUAUACCACUAUCCACUGUAAAGGAUUUUCUGAUAAAGUCUCAGAAGUUCAAAUCCUUACAAACACAAACCAGUGUUAAAGUUGAACAAGGUCUUAAUCUGCUAUCUGCUACCACUGCUGAAGGACAUAACAGUAAUUUUGAUUCCGGCCCAGAUGUUUCUGGUGUAACAAUGGAGCAGAAGAAUAAAGAGCGAAUUACACAGGAAAAUCACGACCAACUCCUCAAAAUUGUAGAACCUGAUGUCAUUGUCAUUUCUGAUUCUGAGUCUUCAAAGGAAGAUGAUGACAUUUGUGUUGGCAGGAAAAAAAGAGGGCUAUUUCAGAAAGAGAAGUUUGAUAUAAAGAGUGAACCUCUCAAUGACAAUGUUUUUGAAAAGAGCCCUGUUCAUGAGGAUUUCAGUGAAAUUGACUCUCAGAUGUUUGAAUUUGAAACGCAGGAGGAUGUGUUCUCAGCUUGGAGUUUGGACCAUAAGAUCAUUAGCAAUGUGCCGGCUCCAGAAACCAAAAAAGAACCUCCAUCACUCAAUGAGCAGGUAGUGAGUCCGUGCCCCAGUGACCCAAGUAAUACUUUAGGUUAUGAUACUGACCCCAUUUCUGAUGACAUUAUUGAAAAUGUCUUGUUAGAGGUAGAAGAGCAGCUAAAGAAGCAAAAGCAUUCUCUCGAACCUCAAGCUCAAGAAAAAACUGAUUCCUUUGUCAAACCCGAAGUAUUGCCCAGUAAGGCUUCUGGAAGAAGAAGCCCUGACAGAAAGAGAAAAGAAAAAGAGAGUGUGAAAAAUACAGUUUUGAGACGUGACGAUCAAAACAAAAAGCAAGAAGCAACUUCAAGCAGAUUUUCCUCCAAACCUCCCACCUUUUCAUUUGCCACCCCUGCGAUUGUUCCUCCUAAACGGGACAGAAAGCCUGUGGAACCAGCUUCUGCUGUCGAGAAACUGGGUCUCAAGAAGAAGGCAAGAAAAGCCUUUGAUCUCUCCCAGCGAUCCUUAGACUGUGUCGGACAACUUCGGAGGCAUGGGCAGGGUGUCCAAGUGGAGCAGAAUAAGCCCACACGAAGGAAGAGAAAGGCCAAGGUAAUCUCGCCUCAGAAGAUCAAUAUCAACAAAAAGAGCAACAAAAAGCUGUUGGCUUCUCAGGACCUUCAGUUUUUCAGGCAAAGUCGGGCAAACCCACAAUCCGCGCAGGGCAUAGCUGCGUCUGAACACGCUAGAAAAUGCCCUGAUCAAAUGAGGAAGACAAAUUGUAAGUGGGAUGAUAUUCUGUGUCCCAGUGUCGCAGAGGAAGAACAGGACAGGAAUGAGUUGUUUUUUUUACCCUCAUUGCUGCCUGUCCCUGUAGUUAAGCACAAGGAAGGAGAAAUAAGAGCCGAUCAAAUAUCACAAGAGAGUCGAAGUGCCGCAACAAAAAGCUCCAAUGGGACCAAACAAAGUUCUUCAAAGACGGAACACAGCGAUCCACUCCUCUGUGCUGGACACGCAUUGCAAAAUAAUGGUAUCGUAGAUGAUGCAAGAAAGCCCACUGCUGAGGAAGUGUGUGGGAAUUAUAAUCUCGGUGAAGAUGCUGAGGAGGGCAGUGACGCGAUGAACCUGACACAAAGGGAGCCAGUAGAUAUGGAGAUCUGUUCGCAGGCGGAGGCGGAUGAUGAUGAGUUCUUCCUCACACAGAGAGAUCCAGUGGACAUGGAAAUAGAAUCUGAAAGCCAGAUGAGCGCAGAAAGGUCUCGCUGGACGGAUCGACCUGGGGAAAUGCAGGAACAGGCAGUCGCACCACAGAUGGGAUCUGUUGUCCAGAAACCACACACGUCUCAGCAAGAGAAUGACAAAGUAUUCUUGAAGCCUGGCAUGUCACCGUCAUCUUGCAGAAUGGCCAAACCAUCGACUACUAAGAUAUAUGCACCCAGCUCAAGGAGUGCAACCUUGGUCCAGGAAAUGGAGAAGCCCACCAAGCCACCGCAACCUGCUGCAAAGAAUAAGUUUGUUCGCCCAAUGUUACCUGUAAGGAAAAGUGUGCCACAGCGUGAAUUUAAACAGCCCCUUGCAGUAAAUCGCCCUGUUCCCAUUCAGAUGAGUACUGUUGGUUCAUCUCCACACGUCCCCUCAUACAAGAUGUAUGCCAGGCCAGAGACCCCUGUCAACAAGGUGACACGCAUGGAUUCUGGCUAUAAGUUUGAUCAGUCUGUUUUAAUUAACACAGUCCUGAGAUGGACCUACGAUAUGUUCUGUAGUUAUGCCCGGGUUAGCGUUCCAUCGGAUUUGUGCAAUCUACCUCCGAAAGAAGUGGCCAACAGCUACGAGUCAUACGAGGAAUACUUUAAAACAUUCUAUCCCUUGUUGCUGAUCAACACUUUUGAAGAGCUUGCAAAAGACUGGGAAAAGAACACGGGGCGAAUUUCUCACAAUUUGAAAUUAGUUGGGCUUGAAUACACCAAUCAAAUAGCCAAUGCCACUUUCACUGCCUGCCUCAAUGACCAAGAUGUGCAGCACCAGCUGUACCCCAAGGAAGAUGACUUGGUCAUAUUGUGGUUUCCUCAAAACAGAAGUAUGUAUACUUGUCAUGAGCCGGAGCUGCUGGAACCUUCUGCUUGCUUUGGCUGCGUAUCCCGAUCCAGUGUCUACUUUGCAGAGGAGAGGCCGACCCUGAACCUCACCAUUCAGACUCGAGGAAACGUCUCCUCGGUGGACAACCAGGCGGUGAAAUGCCAGCUGAUGGGGUCUCUGGUCAGUGCUAUUCGGGCAUUCAGGGCUCUGUACAUGCUGAAGAAUAACACCAUGUUCAGACCAGUCCUUGCCCCACAAGUCUCGUUCUUCGAGCCUUGCCAGGAAAACAUUUUUGUCAAGAGUCUACCUGAGUACAACCCAGAGCAAGUAAAGGCAAUUAAAUGGGGUGUGUCCAUCGUGAAGAGGCAGCAAAGAUCGCCAAAGAUCUGCCUUAUUCACGGCCCACCGGGCACAGGGAAGAGCAAAACCAUUGCGGGUCUGCUUCAGAGCCUCUUCUCGGAGCCGAAUGUCGCUGCCAUGGCCGGCCGCAAUUCCAAGGCCUGCAGGCUUCGGGUCCUGCUGUGCGCCCCGUCGAACGCUGCCAUCGACAACCUGAUGAAGAAGGUCAUCGUGGUCUUCAAGGAGAACUGCAGGAACAUCCAGAACCCACUUGGCAACUGUGGCGACAUAAAUUUAGUACGACUGGGAAUGGAGAAGUCGAUUUCUAUAAACCUGAAGCCUUUCAGCCUGGACAGCCAGACACGGGCCAGAACACAAAAAGCACAGCAGGGACAUGACACGGACAUCGACCGCCGCAAACAGCAGCUCGAUCAGCGCAUCGACAACCUCUCAAAAAUGUGUGCCAUGGUGGAGAAGAACACGGAUAAGUUCCGCAGGCUGACUGAUGAGAAGUCCAAACUGUUGAAAGAGAGAGAGCAACUCGGGCGACAGCUGAGAGAGACGCGGAGCAGGAAGCAGGAGACCCAGGCCAAGGUGCUCCAGGAUGCCCACGUCAUUUGCUGUACCUUGAGCACCAGUGGCAGCAUGGUUCUGGAGUCUGCCUUUCGGCGCCUGGGCCAUGAGCCUUUCAGCUGUGUCAUUGUGGAUGAGGCAAGACAGGCCACUGAACCCGAGACCCUCAUUCCCAUGCUGUUUCGCUGUCCUGCCCUGAUCCUGGUGGGAGACCCAGACCAACUCCCUCCCACUGUUGUUUCCCAGACUGCAAAGGAGAAGAGAUAUGACCAGUCCCUCAUGGCACGUCUGUUGAAGUGUCUUCACCGCACAGCCAAGGAGAACCCCCACAUCCAUUUUCCUGUUGUUUUCCUCAACAAGCAGUACCGAAUGCAUCCCGACAUCAACAGGUUCCCCUCUGACUACAUCUACAAGAAGGCACUCAAAACUGACAAAGAUACAGAGCAGAACCGGUGUGCACUCACCUGGCCCUUUCAGCCCUACCUACUCUUUGAUGUGUUAGACGGACGUGAAACCAAGGACAACGACUCUUUCUGCAACUAUAAGGAGGUGAAACUGGUGCUAACUCUCAUUAAGAUGAUCUUGGACAAACAAUUAAUUAAAGUUGGUGUCAUCACCCCCUACAAUGCCCAGAAGUACAGGAUCCAGGAAUACAUCAACCGUGAGAUGGCCAAGGAGGAUGGGAAACGCUUACAGGUGGAGGUGGACACGGUGGACGGGUUUCAGGGCAGAGAGAUGGACUGCGUCAUCGUGUCGUGCGUCCGGGCGAGUGACGAGGCCGGCUCUAUCGGGUUCCUGGGGAAUCGACAGAGGAUGAAUGUAAUGAUCACGAGAGCGAAAUACAGCCUGUUCAUUUUGGGACAUCUGCGGACACUCCAGGAGCAUAGGGAUUGGGGUGCGCUGGUAAAGGACGCGGUCAAGAGGAAAACCAUCAUACCGACCUGCGAGAAGGACUUCAAGAAGAAGGCCAGGUUCAUCUUUAAGCCCGAGCUGGGCUUAAUGAGGAGCUUGUCCCACCCCCCCAGAGAGCCCGGCUUUCCCCCCGCGGCCAGGCCCAGCGCUGAGGCCCCCGUCUUCCUGAGCUCAGAGAGGCCCUGCUCGGGGCCCGGCUCGGCCCGUGCCGGGGAGAGGGCCGCGCCCUCCGGACCUCCCGCGGCCGAGAGGCCCAGAGACCCUCGCCUGGCCGUCCACCUGCCCCGCCCCAGACAGGGGGGCGGCGACCAGGAGAGGCCGCACUGCUCCAGAUCCGCUCCGAGCAGGAGCGUGAGCCGGGAGGAAGGGGAGCCGGCCCACCGGGGGUCCCGUCAGGCCCAGCCCUACCCGCCGCACGCCCCGCGGGGGCCACACAAACGGCCCUCUGACGGCUACUCCUCCUCCGCGUCCAGCAAGGCCGCCAGGAGAUGACUUUUUAAACCGCUCGUCUUUCAGCUUCACUUCCAGCUGCGUCGAAUCUCGGAGACGACUGUAGCCCACCUUUGCUUGUAGGUCGCAGUGCCCAUUUGCAGGUUACUUCAGUUCACAAAGGAUUGCGAUGCGGUGAAUUGGGAAUCUCAAAUAGAAAUGCAGGACCUUGCUAAGAUCUUUCACCCCAUGUCUAACUCAGGUUUCAUGUUAAAACUUUCCCUUCUUUUGGGUAAGACUUGUACUGCAUUUUUUGGCAUGCCAUGGCAUAAUAUAAGUAAGUAUUUUACACUGCUUUGAAAAGUAGUCUUGCAUGUAGCUUGUAAAAGAAAGUAGCAUAAUCUAUGGCAUCGUUUAAUUUUUACAAGCAACCUUAUGUUGUAACCAACUGAACAUAUGACUGUAUCGCAAGUUUGCAUAAAUCAUAUCAUCACUCAAUUCAUAAUUUUGCUACCUACUUUCUUUCGUAUAUUUUACAUAAACCCAGUCCUGACACAUUUUCAAUAUUUAAGUGUUUUUAUUUUUUAAGAAAUACUUCUAUUUAGAAAUGUAGAAAAAAACAAAAAACAAACACAUUUCUAAAACCAAACAGUAAAAUAGCCAUUCAAAGCCAUCCAAGCACAGCUAUUGGCUACAUACAAGACAAGGUUUUUCUACGGUUAAUUUCUUAUUUUUUUGGUUUUUUUUUUUUUUUUUUUUACUGAAUCACUUUUUAUUCUCGUCUUGUUUAUAAGUGCCGUUGUGAUAUUUGCCCCGGGUUCUCGAACGGAAAUAAGCCUCACGUGACGAUGAUCGCACUGCGUUCCUAAUGCUUUCCUUUGUGGGAGAAAAAUAUCGCGCGUCACACCUUACAGGAAAAGUGCUACGCACCUCCUCCAGAGCGUUUACACAAUAGAUUGUGACCUUUAACUUGUGUUCCUUGUUUAUGUGAGAAUGUCUUCACGACUCCUGCAGGAUGGAGAACCGCUGCAGUGCCUUGAGGACGCUGGCAUGUCAGCAGGGGCUCAUAAAAAGAUGAAUAUGUACUCCUUAAGUGUUGCGUGUUGCCAGUCAUUUGAGUAAUUUAGUCAAUUCUGUAUAAUUUGAUUUAAGUACUUUUUAUGUUAAUGUAAAAGGGCUACAGCUGUGUUGUAAUAAGCAAUGGCUGUAAAGAACUGGGUCAGGGAAGGCAUUGCUUGCAAUCACUACUGUUUGUUGUGGGCAACCCCUGAUUUUUCUUGCCAAUGUCCUUCUGUGAAGGAAAUCUGCUUUGAAUGGUACGUCUGCUUUAUGUCCGGGGUGGACUACCCUGGCCCAAGGGUGUCAGAGAUGUUCCUGGCUUUUGAUUUGUCCAAACCCAUAACUUCAUAAGUGUAUUUAUUAUCAGGUUUAUUGAACGCAGGUGAUCAUGUGCUGGAGGUAAUCAGCAUUUCACCAUUCUGAGUGAAUACUCAAAUCUUAAUAAUCCAUAAAACUCAAGCCGGGACAAAAAGGGAUUGAAACAUCGCUGCCAUCGCCGGACCUGGCUGCUUAACCCCAGUCCGUAUUUUCAUUCUAUUUAGCUGUACAUACUCUCCUAGCAUUGUUCUGAUUGAGAUUAAUAAUUGAGUUGUUUAUGUCCAGGGUAUUAGGAUAUGAAAAAAAAAAAUAAUAAAAAAUAAAAAAGGUGCCAUUCAGAGUUUUACCAUUUACUUUUUUAAACUUUGCAUUUUGACUAUAAACAACUGUGUUAGUUAAGACUAAUAUAUGUCUCUGUAAAAUAUUGUUUUGUCUGCAACAUCCAUUGCAGAUGCAGUCCGAAUGUUUUUCUCUGGUCUUGGCUCCAUAUUGAACUUUUAACCUAAUAGCCUCUCAUUUUUUGGGUGAGGGGCUGAUUACCUUUUUUUUUUUUUUUUUUUUCAAUAACCUGAAAUGGCAACAUGUUACCACUUGAUCUUGUAUUCUUUUACUGCUGGCAAACAAUAAACAAUGUAUAAUAA